This is a messenger RNA of Theobroma cacao (cacao), 745 nucleotides long. RefSeq names its product voltage-gated hydrogen channel-like protein. Gene Ontology annotation, molecular function: voltage-gated proton channel activity. Gene Ontology annotation, cellular component: plasma membrane. The record is from RefSeq and is a predicted model, not a curated record. Gene Ontology annotation, biological process: proton transmembrane transport. Lineage: Eukaryota; Viridiplantae; Streptophyta; Magnoliopsida; Malvales; Malvaceae.
AUGAACCCAACUAAUUGCACACAUGGCCCCUCUCCUCAAUCAGUCUCCAUUGAAUCUGUUGAGAUAUCAAUCCAAAAUCUCAUCAAAAGCUGGUACAAAAGGCAGAGAUGGCAACACUUUUUCAACCCAAGAUUAGAACUAGUAGUGUCAUCAAGCAGAGCACCCUGGAGAACUCACUUGGCUAAAUUCCUAGAAUCAACCCAACUUCGCAUCGUUGCAAUAUCAUUGCUUCUUCUAGACCUAGUCCUCACCAUUCUUGAGCUAUCCUCCACUAUACUUUCCUGUUCACCCAAGAACAGUAGUAUUAACAUAGAUAAAGCUUGGUACCAUUGGGUAGGAAUUUCCAUCCUGGCGCUGCUUUCUGCCAAGACAGUGGCUCUUGCUGUGGGGCUUGGCAGUGCCUUCUUGAGACGGCCAGGCUAUCUUGUCGAUGGCAUAGUUGUUGUCGGGGCAUUGCUUUUGGAGGCAUUAUUGGAGAGGAAAGGAGGAGGUUUGCUUGCGAUUGUGAGUUUGUGGCGUGUUGUGAGGGUGGUAGAAAGUGCCAUGGAGUUGAGUGAUGAGGCCAUUGAAGCACAGAUUGAAGGGAUCGUUUGCCAGUUCGAGGCACUCCGAGAGGAGAAUACGAGGCUUUUGGAGACCAUUGCCCAAAAGGAUCAGAUAAUAGAGACUCUAGAGAAAGAACUGGAUGAAUAUAGGCAGGCAUGAUUGCGAUCAGAGUCCAAUGUCCUGAACAAAAGUAUAUAUC